AUCCUAACCAAAACCAUUUGCUUGAUUUAAUUAAGUCAAUACUACAUUUAUGAACAUGAAGAAAAAAAACACAAAAAAGAAAAUGAGAAAAAAUAACCGUUGAGAGAGAAAGAGAAACAUUUGUUGUUAAGCAGCCACCUGUCAUGCUCAGUUUCCCAUGGGAUUCUCUCUCUCUCUCUCUCUCUGUCACUCCUUCUUCUCUCUCUCAAACAAAACAGAGACACUAUUCUCAGAACAAAACAAAAACAUAAACAAAAACACAUUCACCAAUUGAAUCAAAUCUUAAUCAACAACAACAACAACAUUAACAACACUCUCUUCACUACACUCAUCAAUGUCUCAUCUUUCUCUCUCCUAUCUAUUCUUCUUCUUCUUCAUAGCUUUUUCAUUUUUCACCUUUUCUAUAAUCGCUUCCACCGAAUUCGACUUCGGAACAUUAACUCUCACAAGUCUCAAACUUCUCGGCGAUGCCCAUUUAAACAAUGGCACCGUAACACUCACACGUGACCUCACCGUUCCAUUUUCCGGCGCCGGACAAGCUCUUUAUUCCCGUCCUAUCAAAUUCCGGCAACCGGGUACCACCAUUCCGGCGAGCUUCACCACUUUUUUCUCUUUCUCUGUUACCAAUUUGAACCCUUCUUCCAUCGGCGGUGGUCUUGCUUUUGUAAUUUGCCCCGACGCCGAUUCUCUUGGUGACGCCGGUGGUUAUCUUGGUCUUGCCGCCGAUGGGUUUGUUGCCGUUGAAUUUGAUACUUUAAUGGACGUUGAAUUUAAAGAUAUUAAUGGGAAUCAUGUUGGGGUUGAUCUUAAUAGUGUUGUUUCGAGUAAAGUUGGUGACUUGGAUUCAAUUGGGGUUGAUCUUAAAAGUGGUGAUUCAGUUAAUGCUUGGAUUGAAUUUGAUGGAUCCAAUAAUGGGUUUAAUGUUUGGGUUUCUUAUUCUAAUCUUAAACCUAAAGAUCCAAUUUUGUCAAUGAAUCUUGAUAUGGGUCAGUAUUUGAAUGAUUUUAUGUAUGUUGGGUUUUCUGGUUCAACUCAAGGGAGUACAGAGAUUCAUAGAGUUGAAUGGUGGAGUUUUAGUUCAUCUUUUGUUUCGGGUUCGGGUUAUUCGUCCGGUUUACCGCCUCCUCCGGCAGUUAGUUUGAUGAAUACGACGGCAAAUUCAGCGAGGCCACCACCUCCUUCUAUGGCUCCUUCAAUGAAUUCUACAAAUGAAGAAAGAAAAGAGAGUAAGAAGAGUUGUCAUAAUGGGUUGUGUAAGCAAGGUUUAGGAGCUGUUGCUGGUGUUGUUACUGCUGGUGCUUUUGUUUUAGCACUUUUUGCAGGGUCUAUGAUUUGGUUGUACUCUAAGAAAGUGAAGCGUGUGAAUAGAUUUGAUUCUCUUGGAUCAGAGAUUAUUAAAAUGCCUAAGCAGUUUAGUUACAAGGAGCUUAAAUCUGCUACUAAGUGUUUCAAUGCUAAUAGGAUUAUUGGUCAUGGUGCAUUUGGGACUGUGUAUAAGGGAAUUUUGACUGAGAAUGGUGACAUUGUUGCUGUGAAGAGGUGUAGUCAUAGUAGUCAAGGAAAGAAUGAGUUUUUAUCUGAGUUGUCGAUAAUUGGUAGCCUUAGACACCGGAAUCUUGUUAGACUUCAAGGAUGGUGUCAUGAGAAAGGUGAGAUUUUGUUGGUGUAUGAUUUGAUGCCUAACGGUAGUUUGGAUAAGGCUUUGUUCGAGGCUAGAACGCCUCUUCCUUGGUCUCACCGUCGCAAGAUUUUGUUAGGUGUUGCAUCUGCUUUGGCUUACUUGCAUCAAGAGUGUGAAAAUCAGGUAAUUCAUAGAGACAUUAAGACCAGUAACAUAAUGUUAGAUGAAGGUUUUAAUGCGCGUUUGGGAGAUUUUGGAUUAGCAAGACAAACUGAGCAUGACAAGUCUCCGGAUGCCACCGUGGCUGCUGGAACAAUGGGAUAUCUAGCACCUGAGUAUCUCCUCACAGGUAAAGCCACUGAGAAAACCGACGUGUUCAGCUAUGGUGCUGUGGUUCUUGAGGUGGCAAGUGGGAGGAGACCUAUAGAGAGAGAUGCUGCCGGUGUUGGCAAAGUUGGUAUGAGUAGCAAUUUGGUGGAAUGGGUUUGGAGUUUGCACCGUGAAGGAAGGUUGUUAAUGGCGGCAGAUCCAAGGCUCGAGGGUGAGUUCGAUGAAGGGGAGAUGAGAAGGGUACUCUUGGUUGGGCUAGCUUGCUCACAACCUGAUCCAUUGGCUAGACCAACAAUGAGAGGCGUGGUUCAGAUGCUAGGGGGUGAAACGGAAGUGCCUAUUGUCCCAAGAACGAAGCCUUCUACGGGUCUCAGUACUUCACACUCUCACCUCUUACUGAGCUUGCAAGAUAGUGUAUCUGACUGUGAUGAUGGUAUAAUCACCAUUUCUACCUCCACAUCAGAGAACAGCUUCAAUGGUGGAGAUAUAGUCUGAUGGAAAUCUUUCAGUUGAACAAGGCCAUUUUUAAUUAUUGACUCAUAGUGUAAAUAGAGAUAGAAAUAUAUAUGUAUUCAUUUGUUCAUGUAUGUAAACUAAAUGACAAUAACAUGCAAUUAAGGACCUUGAGAAAGAAAUUUUCGGGUUUAUUAUGCAAUUCUGCCGCUGGUGUACACAUUUUGGCACAAAUUUAUUCAAGUGGUUCGUUCAUCUGAUGCUGGAGAGCAAUGCAAGAUGUUGGAAAUAAGGGGAGGGUUGUGGAACUAUUGCUUAGAUCAUUGUAUAAGGCAAGUGAAUUUGAUGCUAAACAAGCUUCUGUUGACAAUUUGAAUUAAUAAAGAUGAAAUUUCUCUAAA
Molecule: messenger RNA, 2805 nt
Organism: Trifolium pratense (red clover)
Lineage: Eukaryota; Viridiplantae; Streptophyta; Magnoliopsida; Fabales; Fabaceae
Product: L-type lectin-domain containing receptor kinase VIII.1
Exons: 1
Coding region: 335-2446 (703 amino acids)
Biological process (GO): protein phosphorylation
Cellular component (GO): plasma membrane
Molecular function (GO): carbohydrate binding; ATP binding; protein kinase activity
Source: RefSeq, a predicted model, not a curated record